Fusarium subglutinans is the source of this 405-nucleotide messenger RNA. RefSeq lists its product as uncharacterized. The record is from RefSeq and is a predicted model, not a curated record. The coding region runs from base 1 to 405 and encodes 134 amino acids. Lineage: Eukaryota; Fungi; Ascomycota; Sordariomycetes; Hypocreales; Nectriaceae. The transcript has a single exon.
AUGAAGUCAAGUCCUGACGAAGCCCUGGCAAUUAUGCGCGCAGCCAUCGCUUCAUUUGACUAUAUGAAUACCCAGACCGGCCCAAAUAUUCACGGCAAAAUGGCGAAUAUCUUGAAUGACAUGUAUGAACAGUUGCACACAGCCCAAACCAUGUGGAAGCUCGCGCGUCCAGGUGUCAAAGCCGACAUCGCAGUGUUCUUUAGAGAGUGGCUGACCGACUGGUACGAAAUGGCAGUUGUCAACGCCAAAAGCUUCUUACUGGCGAGCAUAGCUGAGAUGAGAAAUAUUUGGGAGCACACAGAUGACCCUAUUGCAGAUCAGGUGUUGGAAACGCUCAACUCACUGGAAGCCAAGAUUCCUUUCCUUCACAUCCUCACAGAUUGGGAUAUUACACUUCAGGCUUAG